AUGGGUCCGCCCCCGCUGCUGCCCCCGCUGCUGCCCCUGCUGCUGCCCCUGCUGCCGGCAGCUUCUCUGCAGGCUGGGGGCUCAGCAAAAUGCGAGUUAAACCCUAUCCAUGGAGUCUACCAACCAGAGCACCUCUCAGCCCCUGAGGGUGGCUCCAUCGACAUCCCCUUCUCCUUCUGCUACUCCCUGGAGUUAGCCAGCGAUCCCAACGUGCGUAUAUCCUGGCGAUGGAAACAGUUCCAUGGAGAGUUCAUCUACAACACAACCCCGCCGUUCACCCAUGAGAAUUUUAAAAACCGCCUCUUCCUGAACUGGACAAAGGGCCAGACGAGUGGCUCCCUCCGGAUCUCUAACCUGCGGAGAGAGGAUGAGAGUAACUACUUCUUCCGAGUCCGGUUGACCACACGGAAAGAUGGCGAGAAGGAGUGGCAGUCCAUCAAAGGGACCCGCCUCACCAUCACCAAAGACACUGAGAAAACCACCUCGGACCCCACCAACACCCCCACCCCCACCAGUACCACCAGCAGCACCACCACCACAGAUGGCCUCAGUAAGGAAGUUGUGGUCAGCCUGGCAGUGGCCAGCACUGUGCUCAAGAUCGCAAUUUUGGGACUGAUAGUCUACUUCUGGUGGAAGAGAAGCCAAGGGGAUCCUUCCCUAACACUGAGGAGGAGAACGAGAACAUUGGGCAUAAAGGACUACAUAGAAACUCCAAGUCGGACCCAAAGGUAA
Molecule: messenger RNA, 732 nt
Organism: Pipistrellus nathusii (Nathusius's pipistrelle)
Lineage: Eukaryota; Metazoa; Chordata; Mammalia; Chiroptera; Vespertilionidae
Source: the annotation of a GenBank genome assembly